GAUGCGACGUUUUAGUUGUUUUUGAUCGGCGAGCUGAGGCAGUUCCAGGUUUGCGAGGUUUGCAGUCACACUGGAAAGCAUUUUCAAGUUCUAGAGAAAAAUCCCAUUAAAAUUCGUCAAAAUGACCACAUUACGGCCCUUCACUUGCAACGAUAUGUUCAAAUUCAACAAAGUGAAUCUGGAUCCUCUGACUGAAACCUACUGCCUGGCAUUCUACAUGCAGUACUUGGCCCAUUGGCCGGAGUAUUUCCAGGUUGCCGAAUCGCCGAGCGGUGAAAUCAUGGGCUACAUCAUGGGAAAGGCAGCCGGCCACGGGGAAAACUGGCACGGCCACGUAACCGCAUUGACCGUUUCGCCGGAUUAUCGCCGUCUGGGACUGGCCGCCACUUUGAUGAACUUCCUGGAGGACGUCUCGGAGAAGAAGCGAUGUUACUUUGUGGAUCUGUUCGUGCGGGUUAGCAACAAGGUGGCCAUCGACAUGUACACCAAACUGGGCUACAUCGUGUAUCGGACGGUGCUGGAGUAUUACGUGGGCGAUCCGGAUGAGGACGCGUACGAUAUGAGGAAGGCUUGCUCGAGGGAUGUCCACCGGAAGUCGGUGAUUCCGUUGACGCAUCCCGUGCGCCCGGACGAAGUGGACUGAUAGUAAUGAGGUGGGGGAGAAUAUCAAUUGUGAAAAUUACAAUUGUAAGCAAAAAUUGUACAUUUCGAAUACAUCAUAAGUAAAACAUGUCAUUAUCAAAAUUUAA
Aedes aegypti (yellow fever mosquito) is the source of this 749-nucleotide messenger RNA. It is a transcript of the gene Naa20A, whose product is annotated as N-alpha-acetyltransferase 20. The transcript is spliced from 2 exons. Gene Ontology annotation, molecular function: protein-N-terminal amino-acid acetyltransferase activity. The record is from RefSeq and is a predicted model, not a curated record. Gene Ontology annotation, biological process: N-terminal peptidyl-methionine acetylation. Gene Ontology annotation, cellular component: NatB complex. The coding region runs from base 122 to 643 and encodes 173 amino acids. NCBI's taxonomy places the organism in Eukaryota, Metazoa, Arthropoda, Insecta, Diptera, Culicidae.